AUGGUAGCAGACAACCCAGAAAAAGACGAUAUCCGUGACCUGAUCGCCCAGCAGCUUUCUCAAACAUCCUUUAAUUGCUCCUCCCUUGUUCGACUCUCCGGUGGUACCGCCAACUUUGUAUAUCGCGGGACUCCCUCCUCCUCGCCGGCCGAUUCGAUUAUUAUCAAGCACGGCGAGGACUAUCUAGCUUCGAAUCCUGCCUUCAAGCUGGACACGGAGCGAUGCGACUUUGAAGAAGCCAUCCUUCAAGCCUUGAAUGACUGCCCACCUUACUCCGGGAACAACAUCACCGUCAAAGCACCACGCCUCUUCUACUUCAAUCAGGAGAACAAAAUACAGGUUCUGGAGGAUCUGCCGAACUCAGUUGAUUUGAAAUCUUUCCUUCUUUCUGAGGUCUCUCAUGGCGUGUCUCAGAACUCAGCGCGGUCGCUCGGUCGCGCGCUGGGAUCUUGGCUGCGAUCGUUCCAUGUUUGGGGGGAGAAGCCGGCGCAAACAAAGCUCCGACAAAAGCUCGGCAAGCAUAACUACAUGAAGGGACUAAAGUACCACGUUAACUACGUGGGGCUGGUGGAAAGUAUUGACAGAUUUCCGGCUAUUCUACAAGGGAGUCGUGAUGUUUUUGAGAAAGUCCGCGAUUUUGCAGCAACGGAGCUGGAAGAGCGGGAAGUUAAUGAGGAAUAUAAUAUCGUUCAUGGGGAUCUUUGGACUGGAAAUGUUCUCAUUCCAAAUACUUCGCUGACUGAUGGGUCGCAAACCACGUUAUUGGUUGUUGACUGGGAAUGUGCACAAGUCGGAGUGCGAGCCUUAGAUCUGGCCCAGAUGAUAGCUGAACUCUACGAAACGAAGCUCUUCAGAGCCAAAGAUGCGGGAGUCUGGAUCAUUGAAGCGUUCUUGGAGGGAUACGGCCCCCUGAGCGACGAGAUGGCAUUUCGGACUGCGAUCCACGUCGGUGUACAUCUUAUUUCCUUCGGAAGCACCGUGCCUGGAUGGGGUAGCGAACAACAAGUGGAGGAGGUUGUGAAGGUGGGCAGAGACCUGAUUGUUCGAGGGUGGAAGAAAGACAAGGCGUGGUUCGAAGGGGAGACACUGGGUUGCUUAUUCAGAAAAUAA
Molecule: messenger RNA, 1110 nt
Organism: Monascus purpureus
Lineage: Eukaryota; Fungi; Ascomycota; Eurotiomycetes; Eurotiales; Aspergillaceae
Source: the annotation of a GenBank genome assembly